AUGGCUUUACUGCAACAGUCAUUGCGCGAACGUUUGGUUGCAUUUGAUUCAAAUGGCGACCAAAGUGUUUACAAACGGAUUGUUGACCAGUUGGAAGAUCUACAGCGGUUUCACCAAGAGUUGAUACGAACAGCAGAAAGUGGCGUCAGCGAAGACCCUAAAACGUUCGAAAGUAAACAAAAGGGUAUUUUAACAAUGUCAACACGAAAAGGUCCUUCGACCACACCCCAGUAG
Macrosiphum euphorbiae (potato aphid) is the source of this 234-nucleotide messenger RNA. NCBI's taxonomy places the organism in Eukaryota, Metazoa, Arthropoda, Insecta, Hemiptera, Aphididae. The record is from the annotation of a GenBank genome assembly.